AGCUUCUCCGCUGCUCAACCUCAUUUCUCUUCUCUUGCAUACCUACUCUCCUUACGUCCUGUGUGACAUCUUGAUUUUGCUACCUGCUCUAAGUAGGUGACUGCGAGUCAGAAUAUCCAUCGAUCACUGCAUAGAGUGCACCCCCUCACGGCGUUUCCCGUCUCUACUUCUCCUCAUACUGCCAUCAUGCCUUCUCAACUAGCUACGGGCUUGCGCUUUGCGCGGAGGCUCGGUACCGACCCCAGCAAGCAUCAGCGAUUUCUUGCUCGUGCGUUCUCACACAGCAUCCGUCGGCCAGAGAUCAACAAGGUAGUCUCUUCCGCCGAUCUUGCGAUCAAGGAUUUGAAGCCCAACUCAACGGUACUGGCCGGAGGUUUCGGUCUCUGUGGUGUACCGGACACUCUGAUCAACGCGGUGCGGGAAAACCCGGCCAUCAGCGGCCUGACCGUCGUCAGCAACAACGCCGGAGUGGACGGAUCCGGACUGGGCCUUCUCCUCCAAUCCAAGCAAAUCAAGAAGAUGAUUUCGAGUUACGUUGGAGAGAACAAGACCUUCGAGCGCAUGUACCUGACGGGCGAGAUUGAGCUGGAAUUGACCCCGCAAGGCACUUUGGCCGAGCGGUGUCGGGCCGGUGGAGCCGGGAUUCCCGCGUUCUACACCCCGGCGGCCUGCGGCACCGUCGUGCAGACCGGAGAGCUUCCGCUGAAGCACAACGCCGACGGGACCGUGGCCCUGUACAGCCAUCCGCGGGACGUCAAGGUCUUUGACAAGAAGAGCUAUGUGAUGGAGGAGGCGAUCAAGGGCGACUACGCCUUCGUCAAGGCGUGGAAGGCCGACAAGCUGGGCAACUGUCAGUUCCGCUAUGCGGCGGCCAACUUCAACGGUGCCAUGGGCCGCAACGCCAAGACGACGAUCGUCGAAGCGGAGCACAUCGUCGAGGUGGGCGAGAUCGAGCCCGCGGCGAUCCAUCUGCCCGGGAUCUACGUCAAGCGGGUGGUCCAGAGUACCACGCCCAAGGGCAUCGAGAAGUUCACCUUCGCCAAGGAGGAAGGCGCCGACGAGGCCGCCGCGCUGGGUAAGGGCGAGACGGCCGCGAAGCGCGAGCGCAUUGUCCGGCGCGCGGCCAAGGAGUUCAAAAACGGCAUGUACGCGAACCUGGGGAUUGGCAUGCCGAUGCUGGCCCCGAAUUUCGUGGACCCCUCGGUUGAGGUCAUGCUGCAGUCCGAGAACGGUAUUCUGGGGUUGGGUCCUUACCCUAAGAAGGGACAGGAGGACCCGGAUUUGAUCAACGCUGGUAAGGAGACGGUGACGCUGUUGCCUGGCGCGGCAUGCUUUGGUAGCGAUGAGUCCUUCGGCAUGAUCCGGUCGGGCCGCAUUGAUUUGACGAUCUUGGGCGCAAUGCAAGUCAGCGCAAGGGGGGAUCUGGCUAACUGGAUGCUUCCAGGCAAGAUUAAGGGUUUCGGUGGAGCCAUGGACCUUGUCUCGAAUCCCUCUGCGACAAAGGUGGUUGUGACCAUGGAGCACACCGAUAAGAAGGGAAACCCUAAGAUCGUCAAGCAGUGCGAGUUUCCCCUGACUGGGAAGACUUGCGUCAGCCGCAUUAUCACGGAGCUGUGCGUAUUCGAUGUUGACUUCACUGACGGGUUAACGCUCGUCGAGCUGGCGGAUGGAGUCACUGUGGAGGAGGUGCGCAGCAAGACCGAGGCACCCUUCAAGGUCGCCGACGAUGUGAAGCCCAUGCUGUGAUUGGAUUCUGUUGCAUCUUUUUGGAAGCUGGAUUGACAGGGUUGGACAUAUUGUGUGAAAUUGCCUGACAGGUUCAGGUUGGAAGAUAUGGAUUGUAUUGUACAUAGAUGAAUAAGAAUGAACGAAGUAUUGCAAUUGU
This is a messenger RNA of Aspergillus japonicus CBS 114.51, 1885 nucleotides long. RefSeq names its product 3-oxoacid CoA-transferase. Gene Ontology annotation, biological process: ketone body catabolic process. Lineage: Eukaryota; Fungi; Ascomycota; Eurotiomycetes; Eurotiales; Aspergillaceae. Gene Ontology annotation, molecular function: succinyl-CoA:3-oxo-acid CoA-transferase activity. The coding region runs from base 187 to 1746 and encodes 519 amino acids. The transcript is spliced from 3 exons. The record is from RefSeq and is a predicted model, not a curated record.